UCCCUAUAUAUCCAGCCCCAAGCACACACCCCAACCGUAUCACACACACAAGCACACGUACGCAGCACAACACCAGCUCGAUCGAUCGAUCACUUUGGCUCGUGUCAGAUCGCAUCAUGGCGUUCUUCUCAAACGGUGGUGGCGGCGCGUCGUUUCGGACGGCGGCGGCGAUGAUGGCCCUGGUGAUGGCCGGGGUGGCGAGCGGUGACUUCGCGGCGGACCGGGCGGAGUGCGCGGACAAGCUGAUGGGUCUGGCGACGUGCCUGACGUUCGUGGAGGCGAAGGCGACGGCGCGCGCCCCCACGCCGGACUGCUGCGCGGGGCUGAAGCAGGUGGUGACGGCGAGCAAGAAGUGCAUGUGCGUGCUGGUCAGGGACCGCGACGAGCCCGCGCUGGGGGUCCAGUUCAACGUCACCCGCGCCAUGGACCUCCCCUCCAUCUGCAACGUCCCCGCAACCUUCUCCGACUGCCCAAAGAUACUGAACAUGUCGCCCGACUCCCCGGAGGCGCAGAUUUUCAAGGAAUACGCGAAGCGGCAUGAGUCCCAGAACGGCACCACCGUACCUGCUGCUGCAAUCGGUGGCGCCGGCGGGAAGAGCACGACGGCGCCGUCGACGGGCGAGGCCGGCGGCGCAGGGAGGCAGCGCGGCACGCUCGUCUUCCGCCUCGCGUCGGCGCUACUCGCCACAGUUUCCGUUCUCGCAUGGUGAUCGCGUGCCGACAGAGGAGGUAUGCGGAGGUAUGUGAAAGCCAGCGAAGAUGAAGAGAUGAGCAGAAGACAUGCGUACUCUUUUUUUCUAGCUUUUUGAGCUGUGAGAUGUUUGUGCUGACUCUGCACCAGCAACAGCCAACAGCUCUGUACUCCCAGCUGUUGGGCUGCCUUCCAGCCUAGGAUUUAAAUGUGGUGAGCAGAGAUGUCGAGCUGUCUGUCUGAAGGUCUGAACCUGAUCGAUUGGUACGGUGUAAGAUUGGUUUCAAGUUUUUAGUUAAUCUUCUUCGUCUUUUUUAUUUUUUUUUCUUGUGUAAGAAACCUACAGCGGGGUAUGUAAUACAACUUUCCUUGAUGCUAAAGAAUCUUCAAUUUUGUCA
Phragmites australis (common reed) is the source of this 1089-nucleotide messenger RNA. RefSeq names its product non-specific lipid transfer protein GPI-anchored 14-like. Lineage: Eukaryota; Viridiplantae; Streptophyta; Magnoliopsida; Poales; Poaceae. The record is from RefSeq and is a predicted model, not a curated record. The transcript has 3 exons. The coding region runs from base 117 to 710 and encodes 197 amino acids.